Messenger RNA from Haplochromis burtoni (Burton's mouthbrooder), 6108 nucleotides. It is a transcript of the gene pde9al, whose product is annotated as phosphodiesterase 9A like. The transcript is spliced from 18 exons. The coding region runs from base 274 to 1836 and encodes 520 amino acids. Gene Ontology annotation, biological process: cGMP catabolic process. NCBI's taxonomy places the organism in Eukaryota, Metazoa, Chordata, Actinopteri, Cichliformes, Cichlidae. The record is from RefSeq and is a predicted model, not a curated record. Gene Ontology annotation, molecular function: 3',5'-cyclic-GMP phosphodiesterase activity.
GACAUGUACCCUUCCUCACCAGCUUCGUCGCUCCCAGCCUCUCUCUCCUCCUCGUAGCUUUCCCUUUUGCAUGUGCAUCGAUUGUGUCUGAGCAUGUGCGCGUGCAUCUGCAUGUGAGUCAGCUGCAUCCUCAGCACCUGGGUCAUUACUUCCAGCCUCCGCACGGGAAGCUUCACUAACGCUCUCUGCAGAAAUACCCUGGUGGUUCCCAGGUUUGUCAGGACUCCAACACAGAAUAUCUGUGGGUGUGUAAGAGAGGAGAGGGAGGCCAAUAUGGGUUCCAGCUCUUCCUCCUAUGCCCCCAAAACUAUUUACCUGGAUGUGGAUGGAAAGGUGCAGAAGGUGGUGUUCAGCCAGCAUUGCAGCCCAUGUGACAUCAAGGAACUUCUGUGUUCAUCAUCUAACAUUCCCAGGAACACUGCCAUUAUGAUGGUGGAUCCAGAGGGUGCCUUGGUCUCCAUCGAUCCAACCAUGCCUACCAACUCUCCAAACUCUUUGUACAAAGUUGUUCCACUGUCUACUCCUCAGCUCGGAGAGAAGGAGGACAUGUUUCAGAACGUGCUGUCCCAAGUCGCUGAGCAGUUCAGCAGAGCCUUUCGCAUCAAUGAGUUAAAGACUGAGGUCACCAACAGGAUAGCCAUGUUGGAAAAGAGGGUAGAGUUGGAGGGCUUGAAAGUAGUGGAGAUUGAGAAGUGUAAAAAUGAACUGAAGAAGCUUCGAGACGAAAUGACUUCAAGAGGUGGUGGCAGGGUAAAUUGUCCAUGUAAGUACAACUUCUCUGAUGAUGGGAAGAAGGUCACUCCAAGACGAGAUGUCCCCAGUUACCCAAAGUACACGCUCUCUCAGGAGACUAUUGAGGCGCUGAAGAAGCCAACGUUCGAUGUAUGGCACUGGGAACACAACGAGAUGCUGAGCUGUUUGGAGUACAUGUACCAUGACUUGGGACUGGUGAAGGAAUUCAACAUGAACCCCAUCACCCUGAAACGCUGGCUGCUGGCAGUUCAGGAGAACUACCGUAACAACCCUUUCCACAACUUUCGUCACUGCUUCUGUGUUAGUCAGAUGAUGUAUGGCAUGAUUCAUCUCUGCAAUCUGCAGGAGAAGCUGACGCUCACAGAUAUGGGCAUUUUAAUGACAGCUGCAGUGUGUCACGACCUGGACCACCCGGGCUACAACAACACGUACCAAAUCAAUGCACGCACAGAGCUGGCAGUGCGCUACAACGACAUCUCUCCGCUGGAGAACCAUCACUGUGCCGUGGCUUUCCAGAUCCUCUCUCUUCCCGAGUGCAAUAUCUUUGCGAAUGUAGAUCCCGAAGCAUUCAAACAGAUCCGAAAGGCAAUUAUCGCCCUCAUUCUGGCCACCGAUAUGGCUAGACACGGAGAGAUACUAGAGGCUUUUAAGCAAAAAGUGGACAACUUUGACUUCACCAAUGAAGAGCAUGUGACAUGCCUGAAGAUGCUUUUGAUCAAGUGCUGUGAUAUUUCCAAUGAGGUGAGGCCAACUGAGGUUGCUGAACCGUGGGUGGACUGUCUACUUGAGGAGUACUUUAUGCAGAGUGACAGGGAGAAAUCUGAGGGUCUCCCCGUCGCUCCCUUCAUGGACAGGGAUAAAGUUACCAAACCCACAGCUCAAAUUGGAUUCAUCAAGUUUGUCCUUAUUCCAAUGUUUGAGACUGUCAUGAAGCUUUUCCCUCAGAUUGAAGAACUAAUGGUUCAGCCUUUGAGAGACUCUCGUGACCACUAUGAGGAACUGAAGCAGAUUGAUGAUGCUAUGACAGAGGUAAAAACCUAUUCUAUCCCUACUCUUAUCUAUCUAGCUCUUUCUCUGACCUGACAUUAAUGUAGCAGCUAGCUAAUGUGGCUAUUUUGUGUGUUUAUCACGAUAGUGAAUGGAAUCAACAGUUUAUAACAGUGGGGACAAUGAAAGUUGUGGUUUGGGAAAGUAAUCUAAUUUUCUUUCUAGUUUAAAGUUAGAUAGGUAAUUAAAUUUUCUUCUUUUCAGUAAAUUUAUUACAGCUAGCAUACAGACACAGCUAGCUUGCCUCUGUUAGCUCGUUGCACCUGCCUACCUGAAAGCUCACCUUAUACUUUAGAAAACCUUAUAUGGUUUAUUAUUUUUGAAACCAUACAAAACAAUGCCAUACUACACUCAGUGGCCACUUUAUUAGGUAUACUCUGCUAGUACCAGGUUGAGCCUCCUUUUGCCUGUAGAACUGCCUUACGUUCAACAAGGUACUGGAAACAAUUCUUAUAACAUCUUAUGACAUUUCUUUUUUUCAUGUGCAUAUUCAUGACACACUUCUCAAAUACUCAGGCUGGUCUGACACCAACAACAGUGACACAUUCAAAUUCACAUAAAUCAUCGUUGUUACUUAUUGUGAUGGUUGGUUUAAACUUCAGAAUGUAAUUUUCACUGCAUCUACAUGCCUAAAUGUAUUGUGUUACAGCCCUCUGAUUGGCAGAUUAGAUAUUUGUGGUAAUGAGCAGUUGAACAGGUGUACCCACCAAAGUAGCCAGUGUGUGUAUUUCUUCAUUUCAGCCCUUACAGGCAAGUCAAAUCAAAUAAUUUUUGUCUAUAUUGUCUAUUGUCUGCAGCAGUAUUUAGCCUUUGCAUUAGUAUCUACAUGUAGACUGUUGAAGAAAUCAACAGAGAAGUUGCUGAGUCUUGUAUUGAUAUCAUUUUUUUAUAAGCAAAACUUCAUAUUGUGAGUGCAGCGUGAUGCAGCGUGCAAGACUGGGAACAAUACCAGUUGAGCAUGUACUUGUCAAGCAAUUAAAAUUAACUAAUGUUGCCAUAACAAAUUAGAGCUGGGGAAAUUGGUAGGAAUAUCAAAAUAUGAGAUAUUCCUCUCGCACGAAAAAAAUGAAAACUGGUAAACAAAUUCAUGUUGACGUCCACAGUGCCAUUUAAGCUUUCCAUGGGAAUUACCGAUCACUGCCAGUUUUCAGUUAUGCAAUGUGUUUCACACGGCUGUUGCCUCAGUUACACACACACACACAUGCACACACACACAAAUGCCUGCAGUAAGCCUACAUUCAUACACACACUAAAGAACUAAAUGCUAACAUAAAGGUGUGUCUUUUGUUCAAUGAGGCACAGAAGAAAAAAACUGAAAAUAUGUCAUUAGGCGGGAAGAAGAAGUAAGCUCUGCAGUGAGUGAGUACAGUGGUGUGUGUGUGAGUAACCGAGUCCUUGAUUGUGCUUUAGUUCAGUGUUAGUUUCAUGAGUGCUCUCUGUCUCUGCCUCUCUCCACAACUUGUCUGUAAACUGAACUCGAUCUGUAAAAGGUGACCUUUAGAAAUGUGCAACAUUUUCAUCACUUUGGAUUCAGCAAGCACUUGAUGUGUGAAAAAGUGUGAAGCUCUUGGCUGAACAGUAUUAGAACAGAUUACAAUUUAUUUUUAAACUGAGCAGGAAGAAAAAAAUUUAAAAUUAAUAAAAUAGUCCCUUUAAAUUUAAGGCUUGCAUAUAAAUAUAUUUUUCCAUGGCUCAGAUGAUGAAACUAAACUGUUGAAAUUGUUGCUCAUCUAUUUGUUUCUUUCACAGUGACAACAAAGAACAGUUUCUGUUCAUGAGCUGAAACUUUAAACUGCUUUUUCUUCAUCUCACAUUGAGCUUUUUCACAGAAAAAGAACAAAGACUCUGAGUAAGUUUUGACUUUCCACAAAGGGAAGUCAAUUUCUCACUCAAAGCUCUAAGACAACUUCUAUCCGACUGACUUUUUCUGUGGUGGGUGAUUGCUAUCCAGAAUGAGUUACUAACGAGUUCUUGUUAAAAUCUAGUUUUUAUUUUGGCCCUUUAGGUCCAUCUGCCUCUCUCUACCUAAUUACAGCCAUUAUUUCAUUCCAGGGAUCAUCUUUUAUGAUCACAUUCAGGACAGACUUAAAAAAGUGUGAGUGAGGCUCCAGUGAAGACAUCCAGCACUAUGUUCCAAAGAUGACAGAUCUGCUUCGUUACACUGCUUCGUUACACUCUGGACUAAAAUUAGGCAUCAAGGUGGCAUAUCUUGAACUUUGACUUCUGCACUGGAGGUUAAAGAGCGGGACCUGCUGAUGUUUUUGUAUAUUUAUAGACUUUAUAAUGCUGGCCCUAGUCAUUUUCAUAGUGUCGAUCAUUUUGAACGUACAAUUUCUCCAAAGGCAAGCUUAAAGCAUUAUUUUAAGAUUCAUUUUGAAGUAGUUUACCAAUAUUUUUUUUCACCAAAAUAAAAAUGUUUUCUUUUUUCACUAAAUUCUGGAGUAGGAAAAAUAAAAAGCACCAAAGUGAAAUUUUCUGUGUUUUCCUAACAAUUUUAAUCAAAUAAAUUCAUAUAGGGGUAUGAAGUGUCCAGUGUUUUUCCUAAUUGUUUACAUAUAUAGCACCAAAUCACAACAACAACAACAGCAAUGCGCUUUUGCAUUGUAAGUUAAAAGUCCUUCAAUGAUACAGAGAAAAUCCCAACAAUCAGAUGACCUCCUAGGAGCAAAUAUUUUAUGAUAGUGGGAAGGAAAAACUCAAACUCCCUUUUAACAGUAAGAAACCUGAUCCAGGAAGAAUCAGGGUCAGGGAGGGGCGACAACUGCUUUAAUAAGUGUGGGAAGGAAGACAAGAUAAGACACACUGUGGAAGAGACCAAGAGAUUAAUAAUAACUAAUGAUUAAUUACAGAGUAAAUGUAUAAACACAAAGUGAGUGAAAAAGAAACAGUGCAUCAUGGGAAACCUCCAGCAACCUAACUUCUGCGGUGUAACUAAGAGAGGAUUCAGGGUCACCUGAUCCAGCUCUAACAUAUGUUUUAUCAAAACAGACAUUUUCAAACUGAUCUUGAAAGUAGUUAACGUGGUGCUUUGGGUGUCUGCUUCUCAAAUCCAAACUGGAAGCUGGUUCCACAGAAGACAGGCCUGAAAGCUGAAGGCUCGGCCCUUUUACUUUUAGAUGGCAAAAAAAAGCAGUCUACUAACUUUAUGUAGAUUUGUUAGAGAAAAGUUAAAGAAAAUAAACCAAAUGAGCCUGGUAAGGGCUGUAAAAGUGAUCAUGAGUCGGAUUUUGGUAUGCAAGAUGUAAAAAUAUCUGCUAUAAUACAGUUUUUAUUUAUCUAUUUAUUUGCAACAUUACUGCACAUUAAAUACACCUCAUGCACAAGGACAGUAACAUACUGAAUUAAGUUCAUAUUUCAAUAACUAUGGUCAGGAAUGCAAAUCCAAACUUUCUCACAAAGUCAGCUAAUGAAUAACAUGACAUGAUGACAUUUUUCCUAACUUCUAAGUCUGCUUAGUUUUUAAAUAUUCUCAAAUUAAAGCACAUUAAAGAAGUUAUACAUAGUUAUAAAUCAAAGGCUUCUGCGACACCUAUCCCUGAAUUAUUCCUGUUGUUUCAUGAAGCUCUGUGCAGAUAUUUAAGUUGUCCUCUCUGCCCAUCAUCCAGAUUGAGUGAUAUUUUAUUGCCACAUUUUAGACUCUAAAAUACAGUCGAUGUGUGUUGAAAUAUGACUAAUUGUGGAGUUGUGUACGACCCAAAGGUGCCAAUUAUCUCAGCCCAAUUCACGCCCUCUCGCUCCACAGUUUCCCUUCGAGCCUACUUUUUUUAAAAACUUUUUUUAGGGUACUAUGUUGCCAGUCACUUGAUUUUAGGCCUCAUCUGCAAGCUUCAUUUGACACAUACUGAAUACCACCUACAUAGCUUUGAUGAAAUCACAUAAAUAAUACAGAGCAACUCACAGCAUCACUCACCAAAGAAAUUAUUCAUGCUGCAUGUUUUUUAGGUUUGUUUGUGCUGUUUAUAAGAAACGUCAGGCUACCAGUGUAUACCUGAACUCAAUCAAUGUCCAUUCAGCAAUUUACUGACAAAUAAUUGGCGAGUACUUUUUGGAUUCAUCUAAUCUUUCGUGUGCACUCCAAAGGAGCUGAUUAUCUCAAACAGUAGAACAGAUGUAAGUGUUGCUGCUGGGAUGAGAGAAAGCAGGUAAAUGACUUGGGGAUGUGUCUCAUUUCAAUGGAUGUAAUUGCCCCUCUACAUUCUCCAUGUAGCGUGACAGAGUGUAUUGACAUUAACCUGCAGGAAUGCUCAGAUCAUGAAAGGAUUGUGCACUGCACUCUCCUGCGUUGCCUCUGAUUGAACCACUGCAAGC